AUGUCACGCACAGGCCAAGAUCAGCUCUCGCAGCUACCCACUGAACUCCUGGUUCAGAUCUUCGAGGAAUGUACCGACUUUAGUUCACUCUGGAGCCUUAUUCAUGUAUCCUCGCGUAUGUCAUCCGUGUUCAAUGGACGGGCCUGUGACAUCGCCAAUGCCAUUUUAAACACGAAAGUUCCGGCUCAAACUCGGGCUUUCAUGCAAGCCGUCUUGUCAAUGCACAAUAAUACUUACCAAUACGGUCCUGCGAAAAAGCCCAUGAGCGGCAACGACAUGUGGGACAAUGCUCCGUUAUUCGAGAGCGUGUCUGGAACGCCGUCACAGAUAAAGUGGUUGAUCAGGCUCGCCCAUCAUGUCCACGUUUUGUCUCACAUGAACAUCGAAACCUGCAUCCAGAGAUGUCUUCAAGGUACGCUCGGUCAACGACAGUACCCUGAGGGAUUUGAAGUUCCAACGUGGACUGAAGAGCAACGUAGUCUACUGUCGUUCUGGCACGUGGUAUAUCUCAACGAACUCAGAAUAGAAGGGCGCAAAGGCUCACUAGGGUGGCCAUCUGGUGUAUUGAAACAGUCAGGCUCUCUUUAUGCAUAUGUUUCCAAGGGGUUAUUGCCUUGGAAGAAGCUUCUGACAGCGGUUGACUACAUUGUAGGGAUACUCUUGCUAUCGCCAGAAGAAAGGGUGCUAGCUUAUUCAGACAUGUCCCAAUUACCUCCAAUACCUAAGGGGAGGGAAUUCGGCUGGGUUUGUCAGCCGCCUCCCUCGUGUCAGGCGGUUACCCAAGGCUGGAAACCUGAGGAUAACCCCUGUGGACUAACGCCAGAUUCCAACCCAGAGGUUGGCCAGAUAAGCACUAUGGCAGCACAUAGGACCAGUGGCCAGGUUGAAACUCAAGUUCAAGAGUCAACCCAAGCCCCGCGUCCUGCAAGGCUGUAUUUUUACGGAUCGUCUUCCUCGUCAACUGACGGUGAAUCCGAAUCGAGCGAGGAAGACGACGAAGGUGACGAAGAUGACGAAGAUGACGAAGAUGACGAAGAUGACGAAGAUGACGAAGAUGACGAAGAUGAUGAAGAUGAUGAAGACUGCGAAGACGAAGGAUCAAGCUCAGAUUCGAGCUCCGGCAAUAACUACUACUGCGGAAAUUAUUUUAGAGCGCGGGCCAUACGAAGAAUGCAGGUCAGACGAGGUCUACUCGUCCGAUGGAGGCCACAACCGAUUGACUUUGGCCCAGCGUUCAAGAGAGAGGAGGAGUAUUUGAACCUGGAUAGGGACUCAGUCGGCCUGCAGUUCUGGAUGAACAUGAUACACAGCCCCAAGGCGGGACCUGGAAAGUACGUUAGUUUCGAUGCUUAUGUCCGGUACGGUUUCGCACUAUGGGAAGAGCAGCGAAUGAUUAAACUUGGGUUGUGGUCAAAUGAUUUAAUUGAGGACAUGUCAGAGUAUUAUCAUAGAUGGCACAGGUUUCUUACCCCGGAGGAUAUUGUUCGCUACAAGGCCAGAUACCGAUUUUAG
Penicillium vulpinum is the source of this 1512-nucleotide messenger RNA. RefSeq lists its product as uncharacterized. The coding region runs from base 1 to 1512 and encodes 503 amino acids. The transcript has a single exon. The record is from RefSeq and is a predicted model, not a curated record. Lineage: Eukaryota; Fungi; Ascomycota; Eurotiomycetes; Eurotiales; Aspergillaceae.